Cervus elaphus (red deer) is the source of this 6167-nucleotide messenger RNA. RefSeq names its product myocyte-specific enhancer factor 2B-like. Gene Ontology annotation, biological process: positive regulation of transcription by RNA polymerase II. Gene Ontology annotation, molecular function: RNA polymerase II cis-regulatory region sequence-specific DNA binding; DNA-binding transcription factor activity, RNA polymerase II-specific; protein dimerization activity. The record is from RefSeq and is a predicted model, not a curated record. The coding region runs from base 4607 to 5944 and encodes 445 amino acids. NCBI's taxonomy places the organism in Eukaryota, Metazoa, Chordata, Mammalia, Artiodactyla, Cervidae. The transcript has 9 exons.
AUGGCUACCCACUGUCCAUGGAGAAUCCCAUGGACAGAGGAGCCUGGCAGGCUCCACAGGGUCCAUAGGGUCAGUCCAUAGGGUCACAAAGAGGCAGACACGACUGAGUGACUAACACACACUACGCGAUCAUCAGAGAAACUAACAAAGAAGCACCAAAAAUACCUGGUAUGACUUAGCUACACAGAGGAAGAGAAAUCUGCUCUGGGGAAAUUAGUGCUCCUAAAGAGGUUUCUGCCCAGCCUUGAAGGACAUGUAGCAGCUUCUCAAAUCUGGGUGAAUCUGAGAAGGGAGUUCAGGACAGAGGGCACGGCGGAGCAAAGACCUGGCAAUGGAGAGGAGACAGGUCUGUCUGGGGCUGGUGUCUCAGGUGCCAGGAAUGGGGCGGAAGGUGAGCGAGUCUGUUGUUAGAUGAGGCCUUUCUAAAGUGGAGGCACAGGUGAGUGGGUGCCAGGGCCCGCUGCGUAGAUGGGGAAACAGGCUUGGAGCAUGUCAAGCACUGACUGUGCAGUGGAGCCUGGGUAGGAACCCUGGUCUGGCCAAGCCCCCAGCCACAGCCAGGCCCGCAGACCCCUCAGCACACAGCCUCGCUGGGCCCUCCCGUAAGCAGGCCUGCAGAGGGGUCUGUGAAGGGGGGUUUGAGGGUUCCCACCUGGGCCUCAGUUUCCCCAUGAUUGUCAGAGGGACUGAUAGACAAAGGGACCUCCCCCCACAAAGGGCCUUCUCCACCUGGAACCUUCUGGGUUUCUGGGAUUCAGAGCUAGCACGUGGGUAACGCAUCCCACCCUCACGCCCUCCCGCCCCCAGUCCCCAGAACUACCCGAAGACGCCCACAGCCCCCUGCCACCUGCACCGAUGUAGCCUGUGGUCCCCACGCGGUGUCCAUUCAUAUGAUCCCUGAGGCCCUCCUGCCCCCUCGCCCCACCCGCAGAACCCCCACCCCCUAACCUGCAUCUCUCCCCUGGGGAGUGCUCCCACCCUGCCUCAGGAAGCCAGAGGGUGGGCGAUACCCCUGCAGAGACAGAGGCCCGAUCUGUGUCCAGGUGCCGGCAUGGAUCUGGGGAGUCUCCCUGUGUUUGGAAAGGUUACAUCUUGGGGUCACGGUGUGUUUGGGGCUGUCUGCACAUGAUGAGGCUUUGUGUGCAUUUGGGGGAUCGGCAUGUGAUGGGGACUCCGUGUGCGUGUGAGAGGUCUCUGUGUACCUGGGCAUCUGUGUGUGGUCUGCGGGAUACGUGUGCCAUGUGGGUUUGGGAGGGGUCUGAAAGAACUGUGAACUGCACGUGUUUCAGGGGAGGCUCCCCACAAGGGGCGUCUCCCAAAGCCGCGUCUGUAGGUGUGAGGAAGGGCUGUCUGCCUGAGCCGCCUGCCCCCAGCACCCUUCCUGGGCUUGCCUGGUACCCUCAGUCCGCCCUGGGCACCCCCGGGCUGAGCGGAGAAGCCCCUGAGGAGUUCUGCUCCAGCAUCUCAACCACACCUAUGCAGAGAGCCCCCCAACUCAGGGAGGUGUCCCCGGCUCUCCCCAUCUUCUGGGGUAGGAAGCUGAGGCCCCGAGAGGCUUGGCCACACAGGACUCACUGCCAGAGCCCGCCUUCUCCCGAGGGCAGGAGAGGGGCCGCUGUGGGCUAGCCAGCCCCUAGGUCACCCACAGUGCCCCCCCCACCUGGGCCUCCAUCUCCCCAGGCUCCCCGGGGAGGAGACGGCCCAGGGCCCCGGCUGGGGUGGGGGAGGGUCUCCAGCAGCUGGGGUCAGAGCCGCCGGAGCCCUCAAGAGAGGGGAGGGGGGGUCCCGACUUUCCAAGGGGCUCUUCCUGUCGCCCGUAACGAGGUGCUUGGGGAACAGGUGAUGAAACCACCGCCCGGGUUGCGUGAGGCCGGGCUGCUGGGCUGAUUUGCUGCAGGGCCCAGGCACAGCGACCCCUCCCCGCUUCGCCGCGUCCCCUGAGCCCUCACCUCCCCCCGCCACCCACCUGCCUCUCACUUCUCCUUUCCUCCCCUCCUUCCCGGCCUGGGUACCCCGCCACACUGUGGCCUCUGGGCUCGAGGGUUGGGCAGCCUAACUCUGCUGCUGGCCCCUCCAUUAGAGCCCGCUGAGAGCCAAGAAGGGGAACACGACGGCUCCUGGUCUUUUAUCUCAGACCCUCGCUGCAGAGUCUUUGAGAUCAGGAUGCCAUGACCCGCUUUAUGGAGAGGGGGCAGGUAGGGGCCUGAUGUCGCCCAGCCUGCCGCAGGAAGGGUCCCCGUGGCCUCACAAGAUGGCAUGCUGACUCAGCACCCCAGCUCCAAAGCCCCUCUGCCUUCUGGCUUCUUGGAGUGCAGAGACAAGGUCGAAAGACCCCUCCACUGCCCCCUCCUCCUCAGCUGGUGGCAGGUGGAUUCUCACUCCCAUUUAUAGAUGAGAAAACUGAGUCCUUCCACAGGAAGAGGCCCACAGUGAAGGGGGAGGGGGAGGGUGGGAUUCCCUCCAGACCUCCAUCACCAUCACCAGGGUGCUGAGAGGCCUCUUAGAGGGAGGUGACAGUCACGGCCUGGAGGACUUCGGGGGUGCUUGUUGAUGGACUUAUGGACCACAGGUGUCACAGUAGAGACUUAGUCAUGCUCCAGGUGCUUAUGAAAUCUUCCUGUGUACCCCCAGUUUGGGGCUUCCCCGGUGGCUCAGUGGUAAAGAACCCGCCAGCAAUUCAGGAGAGUUGGUUUUGAUCCCUGGGUUGGGAAGAUCCCCUGGAGAAGGGAAUGGCAACCCACUCCAGUAUUCUUGCCUGGUGAAUUCCAUGGACAGAGGAGCCUGGCGGGGUAUAUAGUCCAUGGGGUCGCAAAGAGUUGAACAUGACUUAGCAUGCAUGUAUGCACCACACGCACCCUCAGUUUCCCCCACAAAUAACGCUCAGGCCUGAGGCCUCAGGCUCCCUCCAACCCCAGGCUCAUGCCACCAGCAUAUCCUCUCCCCUCGGUUGCCAAACAGCCCAUCCUCUCUGCCUUCCUGCAGCCCCGGCCUCAGUUCAGGCCCCACAUCUCCUGCCUGGACGUCUGCCCCAGCUUCUCCCUGUCAUCUCACUCCUACCCAGACAGAUGCUGUCCUCACAGCAACCUGAGUGGGGGCGGGGGGGGUACUUUUAAAAAAAUCCUUUUGGUUAAGUCACAUAGAGGGAAAUGCAGAAAUCAUUGGAGUAGGGCUGAAAAACUUACACCAACUGAAUACAGCUGGUCCAGGGAACAGAACACUCCAGCCCCCUGACUUGCACUGUCCUGUCACAGCACCUGCUUAGCGUGGCCACUGUGCUCAUAUCCAUCACUGGAGGUGAGUUUUGCCUGUUCUGGAACUUGGUAUCAAUGGAAUCACAUGGCUUAUCCCCUCUGCAGAACCCAAUAUUGUUGAAUCAGCCCAUGAUCUGGGAGGUUCACCUGUGCGAUUGUGUGGAGCUGAGACACAUCCUUUUUCUGUGUUGUAUAGUAGCCCACCGUAGAAUUUAGCAGAAAGUAGUUGUCAGUUCUCCCAUUGAGGGCAUUUGAAUCAUUUCCAGUUUGGGACUAUGAUGAAUGAAGUUGCUGAGAAUGUUCUUGUUUGUGUGAUUUCUUACAUGGGCCCAUUUGUCUUCAGUAAAUACAAGGGGAUCACUGGGUUGGAGGGUAGCUGCUUGUUCAGCUUUAGUAGAUGCCAGACAGUUUUUCAGAGUGGCUCUUCUUUUCCCUCCCACCAGCAAUGCAUGAAAAUAUGGGGGGAUUUUAAAUUGUCAAAAUCAUAUCUAGGUACUCCUUUGCUCCGCAAUUCUCUAUAGCUCCCUAAUGCCCUCAGAGUAAAACCCACACUCUUCACUGUGGCCCACAAGGACCUACGUGAUCCAAACCCCACUCCCACCACCACCAUCCCCCUCCCCUCUCUCCCUUGUUCACAUUGUCCAGCCAUUCAGACUUCUUUGCUGUUUUCAAAAUGUCAAACUCAUGAGCACUCUGAGCUUUUGUCCUUGCAGUUCCCCCUGCCAGGAACACCCUUCCACCAGAUCUUCUCAUUGACUCUUCCCUUUGUUGCCUGUGUCUUUUUUGUGCCUCUGGUCUCAGAUCAAACGUCACCUCUUCAGAGAGGUCUUCCUUGAACCCCUGGCUACUAACAUUGCCCCUUUUGUGGUCAAUACGUCUCUCUUUUUAGACUUAGGUUCUGACCUAUAAGAGUUGCAUUAAAAUGACUUGGAGUGCCCCUGUUUUUAAAUGUCUGAGUUAGUUUAAAUUUCACUUUCCUGUCCUCUAAGGUUUGAUAAAACAGCUAUAAAACCGUAGGGGCCUGUUAUCCUUUUAAUGGUAGGUCUCGAGACACUUUUUUAAUCUUCCAUGAUCAUUGGUCUACUUGAGCUUUCUACUUCUUUUGAGGUCAGUUUAUUGCAAUGGUUGGCACAUAGUUGGCACUUGAUAAGUGGGGUACAAAGUUAGGGGUAGGGAGGUACUGGACUCUUGACUUCAAAUGCCCACUCCCCUGCCCAUGUGCUCAGGCCCCCAUCCAGCCCUCCCACUGGGGCCCAGCUGCAUGCUUCCUCCGUUGAAGUGCCCUCUUGGAUUUCUCCUGGCUCUUCUUCCCUUUCCUGGGUCGAUGGGUUCACCUCUGCCACUCUGCUGGGCAGAUGCAACAACCUCUAGGCUUUCUAGCUGGACCUUGGUGUGGGGGGUGGGGGGCUUGUGCCCAGAAGAGGCCUUCCCCAACCUCAGCCUCUCCCAACCUCAGCCUCCCGCCUCGUGCCCUGCACAUUCAGCACACACCACCACCUCCCCCCAGCAGUUCCGAUCACCAUCACGCCAACAUCUGGAGAACUGGCUGCCAGAAAAAGGACACUCCACCCAGCCUGGGACAUGGGGAGGAAAAAAAUUCAGAUUUCACGCAUUCUGGACCAAAGGAAUCGGCAGUCCAGGUAACAUUUACCAAGCGGAAGUUCGGGCUGAUGAAGAAGGCCUAUGAGCUGAGCGUGCUCUGCGACUGUGAGAUCGCCCUCAUCAUCUUCAACAGCUCCAAUCGCCUCUUCCAGUAUGCCAGCACGGACAUGGACCGGGUGCUUCUGAAGUACACGGAGUACAGCGAGCCGCACGAGAGCCGCACCAACACCGACAUCCUCGAGACACUGAAGCGGAGGGGUGUGGGCCUUGACGGACCCGAGCUGGAGCCAGACGAGGGGCUUGAGGGGCCAGGAGAGAAGCUGCGGAGGCUGGCAGGUGACGGUGGUGACCCAGCCCUGCCCCGGCCCCGGCUCUAUCCCGCAGCCCCCACUAUGCCCAGCCCGGAUAUAGUAUAUGGGGCACUGCCCCCACCGGCCUGUGAACCCACUGGACUUGGGGAGGCCCUGCCUGCCCAGAGCCGCCCAUCCCCUUUCCGGCCAGCAGCCCCCAAAGCUGGGCCCCCAGGCCUGGCGCACCCUCUCUUCUCGCCGAGCCAUCUCGCCAGCAAGACACCACCCCCCCUGUACCUGGCAGCAGACGGGAGGAGGCCAGACCUGCCUGGUGGCCUGGCCGGGACCCGAGGGGGACUGAGCAGCUCGAGAGGCCUCUAUGGUGGCCUGCAGAGUCCCUGCUCCACCGCCGCCCCCGGAACCCCGCUCGGGAGCUUCCCCUUCCUCCCUGCAGGCCCCCCAGAAUAUGGCCUGGGGGAUCCGCCUCCACCCCCAGGCUUGCUGCAGCCCCCCACCCUGGCCCCCUGGCAGCCCUCCAGGGCUGAUGGGCCCCCGGCAACCCCCACGCAGCCUAGUGGGGGCCGCAGCUUGGGCGAAGAUGGCCCCCCGGCCCGCGGCGCCUCCUCCCCAACCCCUCCGGUCAGCAUCAAAUCCGAGCGCCUCUCCCCGGCCCCCGGAGGCCCCGGCGACUUUCCAAAGACCUUCCCCUACCCUUUGCUCCUGGCCCGGCCCCUGGCAGAGCCCCUACGACCUGGACCCCCUCUGCGCCGGCUGCCCACUGCCGACGGCUGGCCCCGGUAGUAGGCCCGGGAAUGGCACCGGUUCUGACCCUCACGUCAGGCCAGGCGAGGGCACGUGGGGUCCCAACCUCCCUCCCUGCGUCCUUGGAGAAGACAUAUCAGUUACCACUGUCUCUGCGAUGGGGGCGUGGAGUGGGGAGGACGGGUUCGGAUCCACGGUUGGGGGUUCUUUCCCCUUUCCUGUGUGUGUGUGUCCAUCAAUAAAACACACGUGGUAUCCGUGG